Messenger RNA from Aphidius gifuensis, 3165 nucleotides. Its product is annotated as MATH and LRR domain-containing protein PFE0570w-like. The record is from RefSeq and is a predicted model, not a curated record. Bases 237 to 1862 code for a protein of 541 amino acids. The transcript has 7 exons. Lineage: Eukaryota; Metazoa; Arthropoda; Insecta; Hymenoptera; Braconidae.
CAAACCAUUCAUGCGCAGUUCAUCUGGAGCUUGUAUGUUUUUUAAUAAUAUUAUUUUAUUUUAUUUUUUUCGUCAAGCUCCAAAUGUGUAUCUAUUUCUACAAACUUUCUUUGUUUGUUGUCAAGCUUGUACCAUGACUUUUGUUUUUUUAUAACAUUAAAAUUAUAAAUUAUAUUCAAAACGUGUCUAUUAAUAAAUUAAUAUAUUAAAAUUGAUAUUGAAAUUAAUGCUGUAAAAUGGAGCAACAACAACAACAACAACAAGAAAAUAAAAUAAUUAAUGAUGAAAAUUCAUCGUCAUCUUCAUUGGAUGAGUGGACAAUAAUUGAUGGUAAAGAAGCUAAGGAUAAUUCUAGUGUUGACAAAGAUAUUAAAUCUCAAAAUAAAAAUGAUGCUGAGAUUGAGGAAAAAGAAGAGGAAGAAGACGUUGAUGAUGAUGAUGAUGAUGACGACAAUGAAGUUAUAAUUGAAGAAGCACGAAAAUUUGUUGAAGACAUUGAUAAGGAUCAAAUUGAUGAAAUUGGAGAUGAUUGUCUUGUUCAACAUGACGAAGACUCAGAUGGUAUAUCUGUGAUAACUGAGAGUGAUAAAAAUGAACAUGAACAAUCGAAAAAUCGUCGUCCAGUAUUGGAAUCAUUUAAGGACAAUGACAGUAGUCGUCGGGUACAAAUGCUUUCAAAUAUUUUGACUGCAUGCAUCUUGGCAGGAGCAAUUGGUUUUGGCAUUGGAUAUCUUGCACAUGAAGAAAAAACUCGUGAUACAAUAUUAUCAAGUGAUAUUGUAAAUACCGAAAGAUCCUUUAAUUCAUUAAAUCAAAAAACAGCUGAACGAGAUAUUGGAGCUUUGCCAAAUGGCAUUAACACAAUAAUUGAUAAUUACGAAAAAAUGAAAAAAUCAAAUAUCCACUUGAAGGAUAAAAAAAUAAUGAAUAAAUUAAAGAAACAAGAAGCAAUAGAUAUUGAAAAUUUUGAUAAGAUAAAUAGCCACAAUAAUAUAUUGGAAAAAAUAAAAUUUUCAUUCGACACACUUUGUUUGAUAAUAAAUGAAAAAAAUAAUAUUCAAUGUAAUAAUAAAUUAAAUUCAAUAAAUAAUAUAAUUGAAUUAAAAAAUAUAAUAAAUGACAUUGUUGAAUCAACAAAUAAUAAUGAUUUAUCAGUUAAUCAAUUUAUUGAAAAUAUUAAUAAUAAAAUUGAUUCAAUGUCAAAUAAAAUAUACAAUGAUUUAAAGAGAUUCAUUGAAAAUUCAUUAAUGAAAAUUGACAAAAAUUCAAAUACAAUAAAACGUAAGUUACAAAAAAAAAUUUGUAUUAUUAAAAAUACCAUGACAGAUGAUUCGAAAAUCAUUAAAAUAUUACAAUCGAAAAAUAUAACAAUGGAUAAUUGUGAGAUGAUAACUCCACCACCGAAAAUUAAUAAUAAAGUAAUAAAAAAAAAUAAACGUAAUUCAACAGAUGAAUAUAAAAUACACAAUGAUGAUAAUGUUGUUGAUAAAAAAUUAAAUAAAAAAUAUAAAGGUGAAAUGAAACGUAAUUUUGUUGAAGAAUAUCAUGACAAUUCACAUGACAAUAUGAGAAAACAAGUAUGGCCAUCAUUUAAAAAUAAAAAACAAUCUAAAAAUCAUGAAAAUAAUAAAGCUAAAAAUCAGCCAAUAAGUCCAAAUGGUGAAAUUUGUUAUAAAAAAAAAUCAUGUUUUAAAAAAAAUGACAAACAUGAUGAUAAAAUAUUAAAUGAUAAUAUUGAUAAUUGGCAAUUUAAAAGGGCACAAGAUCGACAUAUUCAACGAGAAGAAAAUGAUGUUCAAUCAAAUUUUGGGUGGUAUCAUGAUCGUGCAAAAAGUCGUGAAAAUUCACGACAAAAAUAUUGAAAAAUACCUGUUUUUUUUUUUCAUUUAAAAGUAUUUUAAUUAACUAUGGUUAAACAUAAAAAAAGAAAAAUUAAAUUGUAGAAGUAUUUUGAAUUUCUAAAUAUCGUAAAUAUUAUUAUUCAUAUGUGUGUAUUAAUAAUAAUUAAAAAAUUAAUUUAAUUGGCUUGAAAGGCCUUACAGCCAUCAACAAGUGAUACUCAAAAUUUCAUUCAAUUAAAAUAAAUAAAAAGAAAUAUAGAUAUAUAUAUAUAUAGUUGUAUGUUCAGAAAUGUUCACUUGUUUUUUUUUCUUUGCCAAAUAAUAAUAAACAAAUUAAAUGGCUAAUAAAUUGAAUUAUUCCAGUAAUCAAAAUCCUCAUGAUGAAUUAUUUAAUUUUAUUAAUUUUACUAUCAAAAAUAUAUUUGAUAAUGUUGAAGAUAAAAUUUUGCAAUUACCAGAUUAUUUAAAAUCGAAACAAUCACGUAUAUUCUUACGUCAUUUAAAAUUUUUAAAAGAUCAUACUAUUUGGAGAAUAAAAAAACUACCAAUUAAUGAUAAAAUUAAAAAUGAUUAUUAUCAAAAUUUAUGGAUAGAAAAUGAAAUAAUUAAAUAUGAAUUACAAGAAUUGACUGAAUUAUUUCAACAACAAAUCAAUUUUCAUAACAACAAAAUUGAUCAGAUUAAUAUUACUAAUAAUCAAAAUUUAGAGUUAAUUGAUAAAAUUAUAAAAAAAGGAUAUGAAGAUGCUGAAUAUUUAACGUUGUUUUUUUUGUUAAUUAAUUUGAAAAAUUGAUUGAUUAUUGAUUAACAGUGUUUGAUUAGUUUGUUUUUUUUUUUUAGAAAUAAAUUAGAAAUGAUGCAACUGACUGAGUAUGAACAAUCAGAAUCACGACAGCAAGAUUUACAACAAAUUUGUGUUAUUUCGAAAAAUAAAUUACACUAUUUGCAUGUACAUUGUCAAGAUGUAGAAAAAGAAUUACUAUCAAAAAGGUAAGUUGACAAACAAGUAUAUAAAAAACAUUUAAAUAAACAAUAAUAAAUUUAUAACAGAUUUAAAGUAACAUCACAAUUGACAUCAUUGAUAAAUCGUUUCGAUACUGAAAUCGAAAAAAAAAAUGAACUUUUACUUGACAUGAAAAAUCAACUAAAUAAUAUAAAAAAUGAAAUUAAAAAAACUGAUGAAAAUAUUAAACUACAAUUAGAUAUUUUUGAUUCAUGUCAAGUAGAACAUGAAGAGACACGUUUAAAUAAUAUAAAAUUAAAAAUAAAAGAAAUAAGAAAACCAAGAGCAGCUAAAAUAAUUAUAAAUUGGUGGAAAAAUAUU